Molecule: messenger RNA, 897 nt
Organism: Morus notabilis
Lineage: Eukaryota; Viridiplantae; Streptophyta; Magnoliopsida; Rosales; Moraceae
Product: disease resistance protein RGA2-like
Exons: 1
Coding region: 1-897 (298 amino acids)
Molecular function (GO): ADP binding
Source: RefSeq, a predicted model, not a curated record
AUGGAAGUCGUUUAUGGCACGGCCGCAGAAGUCUUGAAAAGGGUGGCAACUGCUGCGGAGCAAGAGAUUUGCUUGGCAUGGGGCAUGAAAGGGGACCUAAAGAAGCUUGAAAAGACGAUGUCCACCCUCAAAGCAGUGCUCUUAGAUGCCGAGAAUAAGCAAGAACAAAACGAAGCGCUACGAGUCUGGCUGAGGCGGCUUAAAGAUGUCUUCCUUGAUGCUCAAGACGUGUUGGGAGAAGUCGAGUGCGAACUACUAAGAAGAGAAGUGGUGAAGACAUAUGGCAUCAUUGGUCGAAAGGUACGCCGAUUCUUCUCGAGCUCCAAUCCCCUUGCGUUUCGGCUUAACAUUGGGCAUCAAAUUAAGGCGUUAAGGCAAGAGUUAGAUGAUGUCGCCAAAGAUAGGAUAAAUUUUCAUCUAAUUGAGCAGCAGGAUCUCAUGCAAGGGAGGAGGGAGAUGACAUCUUCUUUCGUUAGGCCCUCAGAAAUUAUAGGUCGAGAUAGUGAGAAAGAAAAGAUCGUUAAUAUGUUAUUACAGAAGGAUCACAACGAUCUUAUCUCUGUCAUUCCAAUAGUUGGAAUGGGGGGUCUAGGAAAGACUGCACUUGCAAAGUUAGUUUACAAUGAUGACAAAGUCACUGAAGAGUUUGGUUUAAAAAUGUGGGUCUGUGUCCAACAAGAUUUUAAUGUUGCUGAAUUAACGAGAGAAAUUCUCAAAUCUGCUAUUAGUGCAACUAGUACGAUUAAUGAAAAUUUCUCUAUAGAUCAGGCCCUGAAAGGAACAAAUGAUAUCAGUAACUUUUCCGUAGAUCAGGUGCAAAUUUUCUUACGAACCACUUUAAAGGAUAAGAAAAUUUUGCUAGUCUUGGAUGAUGUCUGGAAUGAAGAUCGUAGCUAG